Molecule: messenger RNA, 1383 nt
Organism: Phialemonium atrogriseum
Lineage: Eukaryota; Fungi; Ascomycota; Sordariomycetes; Cephalothecales; Cephalothecaceae
Product: glycoside hydrolase family 43 protein
Exons: 5
Coding region: 1-1383 (460 amino acids)
Biological process (GO): carbohydrate metabolic process
Molecular function (GO): carbohydrate binding; hydrolase activity, hydrolyzing O-glycosyl compounds
Source: RefSeq, a predicted model, not a curated record
AUGCUUGGACCCCUCCACCUCUCGUGCCUGCUAGCCUUGCUAGCAGGUUCGGCCUCUCAGGUUUAUGCCUCAUUGCAGGUCGUGCCUGGGGGCACCUGGACGGCGUCCAACGGCGAGCACCUCAACGCCCACGGCACGGGCGCGAUCCGCGUCAACGGGACCUACUAUAUCAUCGGCGAGGACAAGAGCGGCGGCUCGGCCUUCCAGAACGUCAACUGCUACUCGUCGACCGACCUGGUCCGCUGGAAGUACGAGGGCGCACUGCUGUCGCGCACAGCCAGCGGUGAUUUGGGUCCUAACCGCAUCGUCGAGAGGCCGAAGGUGCUGUAUAACGACAAGACGGGCAAGUACGUCUUGUGGAUGCACGCCGACAGCAGCAACUACGGCGACGCGAAGGUCGGUGUUGCGACGGGGGAUUCGGUCUGCGGGAAGUAUACCUACCUGCGCAGCUUCCGGCCGCUCGGCUUCCAAAGCCGAGAUAUGGGGCUCUUCAAGGAUGACGACGGGACAGGCUACCUCCUGACUGAAGACAGAGACAACGGCCUUCGCAUCAACAAGCUCACGGACGAUUACCUCGACAUCGCGGGCUCGACCUCGACCUACCUAUGGAAAGACCAUAUCGAGUCGCCAGCCAUGGUCAAGAUCCAGGGGCGGUACUACAUGUUCGGGAGCCACCUGACAGGGUGGGACCCCAACGAUAACAUCUAUAGCACCUCCACCUCCCUAACAUCGGGUUGGUCCUCCUGGCAGACGUUCGCCGACUCCGGGUCGAACACGUACAGCUCGCAGGCGGCCUACAUCCUGGACUACGGUGAUGGCAACGUCGUGUACAUGGGCGACCGCUGGGUGUCCUCGAACUUGCAGGCGUCGACGUACAUGUGGCUACCGCUGACCAUCUCGGGCGCCAAGGUGACGAUGAAGAACGCCGAGGCCUGGGUGCCCAACCUGAGCAGCAGCUCUGGGGGGGCCGGCGCGUGGUCCCAGCCGCCGGCCGACACGUCGUACGAGGGCGAGAAGGCGGCCUACUCGGGCGGGGCGAGGGACGUCAGCUGCUCCGGGUGCAGUGGCGGGAAGGCGGCGGGAUACCUCGGGGGUACGGACAACCCGGGCAAGCUCAGCUUCAGCGGGGUUAAGAGCGACGCCGGAGGGUUGACGACGGUGAAGAUCAAGUACAACAAUGGGGAUAGCAGCCCCAGGUAUGCCAACGUCAUCGUCAACGGGGGUAGUCCGGUCAAGCUGGCGUUCGAGCCGAAUAGCGGGAAUCCGAGUAUCAGCACGCUGAAUGUGGAGCUAAAGGCCGGGAGUGAGAACACGGUCGUCUUCGAGGGGAUCGAUGGUGGUUGGGGGCCGGAUGUUGACCGCCUGUUGGUGCCAGUGCAGUAA